This is a messenger RNA of Didymodactylos carnosus, 261 nucleotides long. NCBI's taxonomy places the organism in Eukaryota, Metazoa, Rotifera, Eurotatoria, Philodinida, Philodinidae. The record is from the annotation of a GenBank genome assembly.
AUGUUAACACAAGAACAAAUUGACCGUCUAUAUGGUUUCCUUGUCCUGCAACAACUGCUGACACUUGAUGAAUGUCAAAAGUUGAAAAUAGCAGUCGGUCAAUUGAUCGAUAAUUGGGAACCAGAUCCAGUAUAUUCGUGGAUAUUUCUAAAUGAUAAAGAUAAACAACAAGCCAGAGCACAACUAAUGGUCCCUAUUAAAGAUGAGCUUUCAUCUGGUAUCGAAGAAGAGGCCAUUGAUCCUCAAACAGGCAUUAUGUAA